CUUACAUCCAACUAGUUCAAAAAUAUUUGGAGUGCCGAGGUGAAGACAGGUUCACUCACAUAUUUUGAAUAUCCAGUAUUUUUGAGAAACGUCAGAUUGUUUUGUAGUUUUGUUAAUUAUUGAUACACAUUUCUACAAUUAUUAGCUGUCGGGAGGAAACUGGCGAACAACAUCUUCUUUGUAGUUCUUAACUGGAGUUACAUCACUCUCAAAUUUCUACUUCUAUGUCUUAUUUAUAAGGUUGCUUCUGUCAGAUUUAAAUGUCAAUAACCGUUCAAAAUAUGGCUGACGUCGAGAGGGUGAUCCGCCACCCUUCUCGCGGCGGCGACACAAUGAAAACGGUGAAUGGGGGUCCUCGAGUGGUCACCAUCAAUAAGACCGAAACGGGCUUCGGGUUCAACGUGCGCGGCCAAGUGAGUGAGGGCGGACAACUUCGCAGUAUCAACGGAGAGCUAUACGCCCCCUUGCAGCACGUCAGCGCUGUUUUGGACCGUGGGGCCGCUGAACAAGCGGGGAUUCGCAAAGGGGACCGCAUUCUAGAAGUGAAUGGGGUAAAUGUUGAGGGAGCUACCCACAAGCAAGUAGUUGAUUUGAUCAAGUCUGGUGGAGAUGUUCUCACACUCACUGUUAUCUCAGUCACACAACAGGAAGCAGAGCGUCUAGAACCAUCUGAUGAUAAUCAAGUUUAUUAUGACUACAGUGAAAAACGUUCUUUGCCCAUUAGUAUUCCUGACUACCACCACAAUGAAAGAGGUGGUGAGCGAUAUGUGUCUUUCAACAUCUAUAUGGCAGGAAGGCAUCUUUGUUCCAGAAGGUACAGAGAAUUUGCAAAACUGCAUCAAGACCUAAAAAAAGAGUUUAUGGGAUUCACAUUUCCAAAAUUACCAGGCAAGUGGCCAUUUACAAUGAGUGAGCAACAAUUGGAUGCAAGGCGUAGAGGCUUAGAGCAGUAUUUGGAAAGAGUGUGUGCAGUUAGGGUCAUAGCUGAGUCUGACAUUAUGCAGGAGUUUCUUACUGAUCAGGAUGAUGAGAAUAACACAAGUCCUGUUGAUCUAAAAGUAUUACUGCCUGAUAGAGAAGUAGUGACAGUGACAGUUAAAAAGAGUGCAAAUGCUGAUGAUGUGUAUGAUGCUGUAGUAAGGAAAAUUGAUAUGAAGAAAAAUAUUGCAAAAUACUUUUAUCUGUUUGAAAUUGUUGAAUAUAAUUUUGAAAGGAAGUUACAACCAAAUGAGUAUCCCCACAAUUUAUAUAUACAGAAUUAUAGCACAGCCACAAGUACAUGCCUAACAAUAAGAAAAUGGUUAUUUUCUAUUGAAAAUGAAUUGCAGCUGAUGUCAGAUCCACAGGCUACUUCCUACAUAUUUUGGCAGGCCGUAGACGAAGUGAACCGCGGUACGAUCCAAGCCGGUUCCCGCCUAUACCAAUUGAAAGCUCUGCAAGCCGCAUCGCGUGCCGGCGAGUACCUGCAAUUAGCACGAGAGUUGGCCGGCUACGGCGAGAUGGUGUUCCCGGGCUGCGCGUGCGAAUCAAGGACGGAAGGGGGCGUGGCUAACGGUAGUGGAGGGGAGCCGGAUAGCAGAAGACACGCCUCCGUGGCGGUGGGAGGGGCUGCGGUCAGACUGAGGGCGUGCGCCGAAGAGGAAGAGGGCGGGGCCAUAGGGACGGUGGAACAACAGGCCAGGGCGCCGGCGAUGCGAGUUGAUUGGCAGAAUGUGGAGAGAUGGGAGGUAGAUGAAGAAGGUAUGGCAUUUUGCUUCAAAUACAAUAGGCCUGAGAAACCUCCAAAAUGGUUGAAGAUAUAUACCCCUUAUUUCCUCUACCUUAAUGACUGCUUUGAGAGGGUAGCAGAAGAGAAAAAAUGGCUAGAAGCUGGUGACUGACUUGCGCGUAAAUAAGGUGACUUAGGUGAAAAAAAAAAAAACUUUCAAGUUCUCGUCAAACAUGUAUUUGAAUUAAGACGGUAGUGGUAUAUCCUCCGUUAUCCUACUGAAAAUCUUGUGAUUUUUCACGUUACUCUCUAUUAUAUACUUAUUUUUUACUAGUGCUGAUUUAUUGGCUUUAAUUCUCUUUUUUCAUUUAAUGUGCCUUUAAAAGGUAUUGAGAUUUUUAUAUUUAUUCUAGUUACAUAUACACAUAUUUUCAAUUUAUAGAUAAUUCAUGCGUAUGUUAAAUAUAUAUAUAGGAAUAACACCAACUUAGGUAAAUAUAAAGAAAUAGUAGUUUUUUUGAGUGAAAAUUAUGGAACAGCGUGAAAUAAAAUAAUUUAUCAUAUUGAUAUAAGAAAUAAAAAUAUUUACUGAUAAUGUUACUAGUAUACAAUUUUUUAUAUAUUCUGUUUACUUGUUUCAUAAACGAUAACUCUAGUUAUUGUUUCAUAAUUUUCAUUCGUUUUGUAUAUACUCCAAAAAGCACAUUUAUGAUGAAUUUUUGAAAAAUGAGAAAUUGUUACUAUUCCUUUAAAUUAAGGCGCACGUUAGAAGAGAAACGAUUCGUUUCGCGCAAAAAUAUCUAUCAACAAUGUUCGACAUUGAAGUUAAAAAGAAACAGUCGAAUGUCAAGCAUUGUCGAGUGACAUCUUCGUGCGAUACGAAUCUCUUCUCUUCUCUUCAGGGUGCUUAUACCUUUAGUGUACCCAAAAAUAGUCAAUCCUGUUCUCUUAAAAUUAAUUUCAUAUGGUCAAGUAGGGAACAACAGUAUAACAAAGAAAACCAUUUUUUCUAUUGUCUUAUUUUUUAACAUAAAAUUAGCGGUCUUUAACCUUCAUAUUAGGUUUGAAAUAAUCACAACGACAAAUUUGUUAUAGUGUGUUUCAAGGGUGGGGUAGUUUAACAGUCAUAGGGGUACAAUAUAACAAGAUCUUUUCUAGAUUCAAUGUUAUCAAGACCGUAACUCAUUUUCGAGUACGUGGUCAUAUAUUAUUUUAAUCUUGAAGCUUCCUCGGCCUAAUAUGGCCUUUUUAAUAUCCACGCCACUGGGUGAGGUAUUGUAAUCACGAAAACAUUUUAAAAUGAGAUAUUGUUUUUUGGAUGUUAUAUGACAUGUACAUCACGUAAAACUGAAUUACUCAUUUCCGUCGGUAUGGUUUGUCUGUGUACCUAUUAACCAUAUUUCACACAUCAUAGAUUUCCCGCUUACAUUUGCCUUUAAAACAAAAUGGUAGAGGAAUGUUUUCGAUCCGCAUAUUCCUCCUAUCUAAGCUCACCGUCCGCAAAAAACAUACACGGACCAUGCACGAACGAACGAUAACUCGCUGCAGCGAUGCCGUCCUGGGCGGAUCUGGAAAGGAAACGUUUCCAGACGGACAGUAACUACCGGUAGGGCAAGGAAAGAAUGCCUAUGGACUAAUUGUAUGGACCUGUUUGACUGUCUUAAUUCGCUUACUUUCUCUGUUGUACAUGUUCGUAACUAAUUCCUCUUCAGAUGAUUCAAAUUGCACUGAACUUGAUCCUUUAUGAACUGAUGACGGCGUUGAUAGGAAGUGCAGAAUCAACCUACGUAACGUAUUUUUUUUCUUAACGUAACGAUACUACUUGAUUCACGUUAAUAUUCUCGGAUGAUUUUCUCAUAGGUACUCCCUUUUCAGCCAACUCUAAUGCUUCUUUCAUAAAAUCAUUAGCAUCGUGUAGAUCAAUUUGAUCUUCUGAUUCCGAACCAUUUUCGAUGUACUACACCUGAAAAAAAAAUCAAAGACGUUGAUGAUGAUUUUACACUAUAUCCAGUUACUCUACCCCACACUCUAUUCAAAACAAACAAUCGUUAAAAUUGAAAGAAUUACAAAAACUUUGUUUACUAUUUAAACACCAACUAUUUGAGGAUUAAAGGGAACUUAUAUUUACUUACCAGAAAUUAUUAGUUUUCCAACAAGAACAAAACUUCAUUAGUAAAAAUUUUCACGUUUGUUUUACAAAAAACGUAAAUUAGAGCAUUCUUCGAUUUGCCUAGCAAUUCGAUACUUGACCCUAUACAUGUUAAAAUGGGUCAGUAAUAUUGUCUUGCUGUGUUUUCUGACCAGCUUUCUGUUCCUAAUUUUUAUCAUUUUUCAGUUUCCACUAGCAAUCGACGUUUCUUUUUGGUAUAUAUAUAUAUACUUAUCCGCCAUGAAAGUUUACGAAUUUUAUUUGAAAUAUGAGGAUGAGGUGACAUAUACCUGUUUCAAAAAUUCGUCAUCUUUGAUUCGAACAAAAAUGUCCAUUGAAAUGUUAUAGCAAUACGAAAAUAAAAACUAGUAUAUGUCUGUUUCCACCAUGACAUAGUCAUUACUAUGAAAAUAGUGAGAAAUAAUUGAUGCUUUGUUCUUUUCGUAGAUAGAAGAAAUCGAAAUUUUUCGUAAACUAAUUGCAAUGAAUCUCGUUCAUAAAUUGUUUUCUAGUAUUAUUUGUUAAUAUAUGAAACUAUCCACUACUCGCAUCGUUUGUAAUGCAUUAUUUCUUGAACGUCAAAGUUGUCAUGAACACGCUUUCUUCGUUGUCAAAAUAGGAACGCUAUCAGAUGUAUUCUGCGUGAAGAAGCUAACUCGAUACAAAAUUCCCUUGUCCAAAAAAAUAUGUGAGAUGAAAUGAGAUAUCGUAGCAUCAUCUAUGAGAAUUUGUCAUAGCUAUGUUUCUCCUCUCAGCACUUAUAACAAUUUUCUUUCAAAACGAUAGUGUCUCAUAGAUGGCGUAGUAGCCUUCAACUGUGUUCAACCAAACAUAUAUGUAGCUCUGAUGGAAAGAAACACCGAGGACGGCGGCGACGUUCUGAAUACACUCGCGAAGUAUCAAUAGGAUCUUGAAGAUGCUCAUCAUAUCAAACCGAUAACUACGUUAUUGUUAUAGGAAUGUGCCAAUUUCGGUUUUUCAAAUGCGGUCUGUUUAUAAACUAGGUUAACCUAGACAUCACACGACCCCUGAUUUGUAUACUAACUCAUAUUUAUUUAGUAUAGCCACAGAUUAUUCAGAUGCGACACCUGCUGUCGGUCCCUUUGCUCUUCGUGUCCCCAACUGCUUACCACAUUUUCCGCUUAUGUUCACUAGUGCCCGGAGGAUUUUUUCCUAGGGGUUGUUACACGUUAUUCAAGAUGUCACGAAUGUCAUAUGUCAAACAACAUAAUCAAGAAAUUUAUUUGUGUUCGUUUACCUACAUGCAUUUUGGGAAGAUAAUUAUUAUUAUUUCUUGAAUAUCUAUUUAUAUACGAGUAUAUAGUAUUGAUAAAACUCAAUGUUUUUGAUAACCCCUGAAUCCUAAAUGUCACAGCAACACGAAUCCCACCAAACGCAUAGGACUCAGUUGGCUUUGAUAGAACCUGAUUUUUGACAGAGUGUCGCCUCUGUAUGAUACUCUGUGGUAUAGCAUCAUACGUUUUGACAUAGGAGGGGAUUAUGGGAAGGUAGAGAAGCAGGGUCAUAUUGGCUCACUUAUUGCGUUUUAGAACCUAAUAUCUCGGUUAUCUUGAAGUUUUGCUAUAUAUGUGUGAAAAAACAUGCUUAUUAAUCCCUUACCUAUAUGCUGUGUAAAGGAAAGUCCCAACUUUGAGGACACCCUGUAUACUAUGUGCUAUGUAUAGUUGGCUGCUGCACCACCUAUGAGACAUUACCUUUUCAAAUGAGAUUUAUUAGCGCGGAGAGGAAAAAUAUAGCUUUGACAAAUACUCAUAGAUGACACUAUGGUGUCUUAUAUCAUGGAUUACAUUUUGGACGUGGGAAUAGAGAAUCAGUAUAGUAAAGUACAGUAACUGCCAACUGACCCGUUUCAUACGUGAGAUUGAUUGAUUCAGAAACGCGUUUCUUUCAAAUCGAAAAUGCCGCCCCAGAUUAACCGCGCUUAAGUCUGUUUUCGUGAUGACUUUGAUAUUUGUUUAAGCAAUAGUAACUAAUUCACUAUGUUUACCUGGAACAUUUUUACCAACAUUUUGAAGUUGUAACAGACUAUUUGUAUAAUUUAUCCCAGAGGGUAAAAUUCCUAACGCGAAAAUGGUAAGAAUCUAAAAAUCAUUUUACGAUAAAUGUAUCGCAAGACAGUAGCUUCUGUUUGAGAUAUUUUAAAUUUGCAGUAAAUUGCUUUCAGUCAGAAAUGUCAAUUCAUGUUGUGUUGUCUCUGCGAUAUCAUCUAGACAUCUUUUAUAGUGACUAAAGUAGUUUAAGCAUAUAUCAAAUAUAUACGUCCUGUUAUUAGGUUCAAAAAGAAUUAUUUGUGAAGUUGAAAAUAUCUGAAAUUUGUGCUUAACUAUGUUAUAGCUUUUGUUUUGGAUACCUGACAACUUUUAAACUCUCGGCAUGAACCAUACAAAUUAGGAAAAUUUCUGAAGUAGUGGCAUUUAUCAUUUGAUUGAACUUUUACAUAAGAUGGAUCGAUUUUUUAUCGUAGAAGUAAUAUUUAUCAUUAUUUUUCUACAAAGUUUCCGGUGGGUUUGGGUUGACAGUGUCCUUGUUUUAUAUUGAAAUUAUGAUUAGAGUUACUAUUAAGAGAUUUCUAUGUAUAUUUGCGUUGUUGGAUUUUAUUCUUGAAAAAAAAUAGAUAAACGUUUGGCUGUUAUGCAUGAAAUUAAAAAAUAAAUUUUG
Molecule: messenger RNA, 6536 nt
Organism: Acanthoscelides obtectus
Lineage: Eukaryota; Metazoa; Arthropoda; Insecta; Coleoptera; Chrysomelidae
Source: the annotation of a GenBank genome assembly